Messenger RNA from Seriola dumerili (greater amberjack), 2269 nucleotides. RefSeq names its product double zinc ribbon and ankyrin repeat domains 1 (gene dzank1). The record is from RefSeq and is a predicted model, not a curated record. The transcript has 20 exons. Gene Ontology annotation, biological process: eye photoreceptor cell development. Gene Ontology annotation, molecular function: protein binding. Bases 11 to 2251 code for a protein of 746 amino acids. NCBI's taxonomy places the organism in Eukaryota, Metazoa, Chordata, Actinopteri, Carangiformes, Carangidae.
AGUCAUCAUCAUGACAGCAGGAGCAGUGUCAGCUCCACUCAUCAUUCCCAUCAUCCACCUGCAGGCACACAGAGCCAAGAACCACAUCGACACCAACACACCUGUCUCCAUCCAGUCAGACUCUCCAGGUGUGCUAAUUUUCUACACGGUGGACGGGUCGAGGCCGGCGGCGGUGCAGCGGGGGUCGGCAGGCACCAGCAGGAAGUACAGCGAGCCCAUCCUGCUGCCUGCUGGUCGGGUGUGUGUCAGAGCCGUGGCUGUCUGCAGUGACGGAAGACAGAGCUCCACGGUGACAAAAGUGUUCUCUGUCGACCUCGUGGACUCCAACAACAGGAAGGAGAACCAGGAGAACCAUCAGCGUCCGAAUGAAGGAACCUCCUGUUCUCCUGAGAACCCUGCUGGUUCUUCACUGAGGCCCCCAGAGCCGAGGAUGAUGGGAAACGGUUCUCCUCUAUCAGGUCCUCGUUUCCUGAACAGUCGACUGGGUUCUCCGACCACCACAGCCCAGUCCGGUUCCUCCCAACGUUCCCAGGCAGUGAGUUCAGGUGUGCUGAAGCAGCUGAGCAGCACACACACGUCCAGAAUCCAACGGGACACCGACUUCCUGAGGUGCGCUCAGUGUCUGAGUUUCCGUCCUACAGACCCGUUUGCUCGGUUCUGUGCUCAGUGUGGCGCUGUCGUUCCUCCGUUACCUGAACAGAGACUGCCCCCUGCUGAGGGAGGACAGAAGGUUCUCUGUGCGUUCUGUAACACUGUGGUUCCCGUCAACACUCACACCUGUUUGAUCUGUGAAGCCUCCGUCCAACAACAACUACAACCACAGGCCAGACUCACACUGCAGGAUCAUGUGGUGUGUGUUUGCUGUGGAAGUGGGAAUCCAGCUCACAUCACCAACUGUCUGACCUGUGAGAGCCGCCUGCAGCCGGUGUGUGUGGGUAACGACACCCCCUCUGUCCCAUCAGCUGACAGCAGGAUGUUGUCCUGCUCCAGGUGUAAACGUAUAAACCACAGGGAUGCCAGAUACUGCGACUGGUGCGGCUCCAAGCCUGGUCAUGCAGCGAGCUGUGUGACGUGUGGGCGAUGUGGAGCGAGUGGACACCCGUAUGCCUUCUACUGCGCAGCCUGUGGCGUCUACCUGGAAGCACCAUCACCCACUUCCUGUAGUGACAUCACACGGACUGUCAGGGGCACCGCCCCCAGCCAGGCUUCAGCCUCGACCUCCCAUGAUGCCAUCUGGCAGGCCACGCCUUCAUCUGACCCCACACCCACUGUGAAGGUAACCCCGCCCACUGCUGAUCAGUACACGCAGACUGUUGGACUCUAUUAUCCAUCAGCCACUGAGCUCCAAAAGAAAGACCAGCAGAGGGCGCUACAGCUCAGCAGACAGCAGGCGACCAGAGUCCGUCAACCGCUACUGACCGCCAUCAGCCCGGGCAGUGGUUACUGGAGGAAGCAGGUGGAUCAUGUUUGUGCUCACCUGAGGAGUUAUGCUCAGAACAAUGCCCCCUUCAGGACUCUGCUGGGAGAGCCUCGUCUGGGCCGGAUGGUCUCUGCUGUGGUUCAAGAAGAUGGUUAUGAAGUCAGUCUGACCGUCAGCUUUGUGUCGGCCGCACGAGAAGAGAAGCAGGUGGGUCCUGAAGGUGACGGUGCAGGUCCAGCAGGUACCCGUCCGAGAUCAGCACCUGCAGGUCGGACUGAGACUCUGAGCAGCGUCACAGAACGAUUCUCCGACAGCAGCAGUAAGAAAGGAAGUGAUGCGUCCACAAGUGUGAUGAAACCCCCCAGACCAAACCUGACGCCCAAACCUCCGGUGAAGGACAGUCAGCUGCUGAAGGAGCUGGGUCCAGGUCGAGGUCAGAUCAGCGUCAUCCAGCAGCUCCUGGAUCAGGGGGCGGAUCCCUCCUGCUGCGGCAGCAAUGGACGACACGCCUUGGCUGUUGCCGUAGUGAACGGGCACUGUGAUGUACUUCCUGUUCUGGUGCAGAGAGGAGCUGACGUGGAGCAGCAGUCCGGACAGAUGAAGAACACAGCUCUGCAUGAAGCUGCAGCUCUGGGCUCUGAAGGUCUGCAGUGUGCAGAGGUUCUGCUUAGCUGCAGGGCCAGUGUGAAGCGGAGGAAUGCCGCCGGUCAGACAGCGUAUGACGUGGCGGUGAGCUCCGGCUGUAACAACAUGGCGUCUCUGCUGGCUGCUCGGACCGGACUGGAAUUACUGGGCAAACUGAGAAAACCCAAACUGAACCUGGACGUCUGAGGAACAGACUGAGCUGAA